CAAUCGUCUGGUGUGUUAGAACUUAGUAGUGUCGCGGAAGGCGGUUUAUUUUAGUUUUAUUUACUCGUUUCAUUUUUAUUUUUACUUGUUGUUCAUCUAGAAAUGACAACAAAAACUACAUAUUAUCGAAUAUUUGAAGCUGAUUUUUUUGGAGAGAGGCAUUUAAGAAGAUUCUUCAAAAUGCCUGUUUUUCACACCAAGACAAUCGAAAGUAUUUUAGAUCCAGUAGCUCAACAGGUUUCGCGAUUAGUGAUCUUACAUGAAGAAGCGGAAGAUGGGAAUGCAAUGCCGGAUCUUAGUCGUCCAGUCCAAGCAGUAUCAUUGGCUGUUACAAAUUUAGUUAAAGUUGGAAAAGAGACUAUAAAUAGUUCUGAUGACAAAAUUCUUAAGCAAGAUAUGCCCACAUCGCUUGUUCGCGUUGAAAAUGCAUCACAAUUACUUGAAGAGGCAUCUGGCAUGCUUAGAUCUGAUCCAUAUUCUGGACCAGCACGAAAAAAAUUAAUUGAAGGUAGUCGUGGCAUAUUGCAGGGAACAUCGUCUUUACUUUUAUGUUUCGAUGAAUCCGAAGUAAGAAAAAUUAUUGCCGAAUGUAAAAGAGUUUUAGAUUAUUUGGCAAUAGCUGAAGUCAUUGAUACUAUGGAAGAUUUAAUACAAUUUUUAAAAGAUUUAAGUCCUUGUUUGAGUAAAGUAUCAAGGGAAGUAUCAGCGCGUGAAAAAGAAUUGACACAUCAAGUUCAUAGUGAAAUAUUGGUACGAUGCUUAGAACAAGUAAAAAUUCUUGCACCAAUUUUAAUAUGUAGCAUGAAGGUUUAUAUUCACAUAAUGGAACAAGGUGGUAAAGGUGCUGAAGAAGCAGCUGAAAAUCGUAAUUAUUUGGCACACCGAAUGACCGAUGAAAUACAAGAAAUUAUUCGUGUAUUGCAAUUAACAACAUAUGAUGAAGACACAAGUGAACUAGAUAAUUUAACCGUUCUGAAAAAAUUAAUGAAUGCUAUUAGAAAUAAAAUGGAGGCCGCUUUUGACUGGUUAGGCAAUCCAUAUGCAUUAAGAGGUGGUGUUGGUGAAAAAGCUUUAAGGCAAAUCAUUGAAAAUGCACAUCGUGUGGCUGAUAGAUGCUUACCGCAAAAUGGUGCUACAAUUCAUAAAUUAGCUGAUGAUAUUUCAACGAUGACAAAUGCACUAUGUGAAUUGAGGCAGGAUAGUAAAGGUCAUUCACCACAAGCAGAAACUUUGGCACGUGAAAUUCGCGAGCGUUUGGGUAAUCUCGAGCAUGUUAUUCAAAAUGCGGUUGCUGGAGUUGAUAAAGCAGGGUUACAACAAACUGCGCAUACAGUGCGUGGACGUUUAGAACAAGCAUGCCGUUGGUUGGCAAAUCCAAAUGUUGAUGAUAAAGGACUGGGUCAACGUGCCAUAGCUCUAAUUGUUGAUGAGGGACGUAAAGUUGCCGAAGGAGUUCCUGGACACCAAAAAGCAGAAAUCUUAGAUCUUUGCGAUGAGGUUGAAAGUUUAUCAAAUCGUUUGGGUAAAUUAUGUGCAGCUGGUUUAGGAAAUUCACCGGAAGCCCAAGAAAUAUCUAGAAAACUAAAUCAAAAGUUGCAUGAAUUAAAAGAAAAAAUUCAGAAUGCAUUAGUCAAUCGGGUCGUGGAAGACUUUAUGGAUGUUUCAACGCCUUUGAAACAAUUCACAGAUGCAGUCAACGUACCAGAGGGUACUCCAGGAAGGGACCAAAAUUUCGGCCACAAAGCUAAUAAUUUACAAGCAUUCAGCGACCGUGCUUCAAAAACAAGUCGAAUGGUUGCUGCUGGUGGUGCUUGUGGUAACAAAAAGAUAGCUGAAGUUUUACUUUCUUCUGCAACGCAAGUAGACAGUUUGACUCCACAAUUAAUAAACGCCGGACGCAUCAAAAUGAAUUAUCCUGAAAGUAAAGCUGCUGACGAACAUUUCAAUAAUUUAAAACAACAAUAUGCUGAUACCGUAUUGCGUAUGAGAACACUUUGUGACCAAGCGACAGAUCCAGCCGACUUUAUUAAAAUUUCAGAAGAGCAAAUGAAAAAAUAUACGGUCUUAUGUGAAGAUGCCAUUGCUAACAAGCAACCUCAAAAAAUGGUUGAUAACACGUCAAAUAUAGCUAGAUUAGUAAACAGGGUUCUAUUGGUUGCCAAACAAGAAGCAGAUAAUUCCGAAGAUCCUCAUUUCACUGCUAAACUUAAUGCUGCUGCCAACAGACUGGAAAGAGCCUUACCUGCAAUGGUACAAAACGCAAAACUAGUUGCUACCAAUAUCAAUGAUCCAAAUGCAGCUCACGCUUGGAGAGAGUCUAACAAAGAUUUAUUGAACGCCGUUCGAGAUGUACGCGGUGCCAUUACUCAUACACCAGAUAUUCCACAACCGCCAAAUUUGGAGUCUUUGCAUAUAUCUAAUGUUGACCGUGCUCCACCUAGACCUCCACUUCCAAGGGAACAAGCUCCAUCUGUUCCAAUAAGGCCACCACCCCCAGAAACAGAUGAUGAAGAUGAUCGUGUUUUCCAUGCUAUGCCACACGCGAAUCAACCAAUACUGCAAGCAGCUCGUGGAUUGCAUCAAGAAGUUAGACAAUGGUCAUCAAAGGAUAACGAAAUUAUUGCGGCAGCAAAACGCAUGGCUGUUUUAAUGGCUAGACUGUCAGAACUUGUACGGGCAGACUCUAAAGGUAGCAAGCGUGAAUUAAUUGCAACUGCAAAACAAAUUGCUGAAGCAUCCGAAGAUGUAACCCGUUUAGCUAAGGAACUCGCUAGACAAUGCACUGAUAGACGAAUACGUACAAAUCUUUUGCAAGUUUGUGAGAGAAUCCCAACAAUUGGUACACAAUUAAAAAUUUUAUCCACUGUCAAAGCUACAAUGCUUGGUGCACAAGGUUCUGAAGAAGACCGCGAAGCAACAGAAAUGUUAGUUGGAAACGCCCAAAAUCUCAUGCAAAGCGUCAAAGAAACUGUUCGUGCUGCAGAAGGUGCUAGCAUUAAAAUUCGUUCAGACCAAAUAAAUCAAAGGUUAAGAUGGAUUAGACGUCCAGCUUGGUAUCAAUAUUAAAGCAAGCAAAACUGUAAUUUAAGUACAAAAAAAUUUAAUUCAUUUUUGCAUAUAAUGUUAAAUAGAAAGGAAAAUAAAUACAUACAUAUUAUGUACAUACUUAUAUAUGUACAUAUGUAUGUACAUAUAAUAAACAUAUACAUAUGUUUAUCCCACGUCAACUACAAAAAGUGCAAAUAACCUAUAACUAACAGAAAUUUGUAAACGCUUCCAGUUGCUUACUACCUU
Molecule: messenger RNA, 3294 nt
Organism: Condylostylus longicornis
Lineage: Eukaryota; Metazoa; Arthropoda; Insecta; Diptera; Dolichopodidae
Gene: Vinc
Product: vinculin
Exons: 7
Coding region: 103-3066 (987 amino acids)
Biological process (GO): cell adhesion
Cellular component (GO): actin cytoskeleton
Molecular function (GO): actin filament binding; structural molecule activity
Source: RefSeq, a predicted model, not a curated record